This is a messenger RNA of Oenanthe melanoleuca, 1097 nucleotides long. RefSeq names its product granulocyte-macrophage colony-stimulating factor receptor subunit alpha-like. NCBI's taxonomy places the organism in Eukaryota, Metazoa, Chordata, Aves, Passeriformes, Muscicapidae. The record is from RefSeq and is a predicted model, not a curated record. Gene Ontology annotation, molecular function: cytokine receptor activity; protein binding. The coding region runs from base 83 to 955 and encodes 290 amino acids. Gene Ontology annotation, cellular component: membrane; external side of plasma membrane. The transcript is spliced from 9 exons. Gene Ontology annotation, biological process: cytokine-mediated signaling pathway; immunoglobulin mediated immune response.
ACCAAGGCAAAGUCAUAGUUUCUAUCCUUUUUGUUCUCCAUUGCAGUGAGCACCACAGGGAAACAGGUUUUCAAGGAGGAGAAUGAAUGGGACAGCCAUUGAAAAUUUUGUCUGUGUCAUUUUUAAUGUUUCCUUCAUGAACUGCACCUGGCAUGUGGGCAGGUCUGCUACAGAAGACACACAAUAUUUCCUGUACUGGAGGCCCCCAAAGAAAGAAGAUGUCACAGAAUGCCAAGAUUAUAUCAAAGAUAACUAUGGCAGGCACACAGGAUGUCGAUUUCAAAACGUGGCAAUAGAAAAUAAUGCUUAUUUCCUGGUAAAUGGGUCCAGCAGUGAAAAAAGCAUUCAGCCAUAUGAGAAGACAAUGCAGCUAUACAAAAUUGAAAAACUCACCCCUCCACUAAAUGUCACAGUGAAUUGUACAGAAGCUUCUCACAGAUGUAGUAUUUGGUGGCAACCACCUCGCACAAGUCAUGUGAAAAGAAAAAGUUGUUUCAAAUAUGAAAUUGUCAUAGAAAGCAAGGCUGAUGCUGAGAAAAACACCAAACCCACAUCUGAAACAAAAGCAAUCAUUGAAAAGAACUCCUACCUAUAUGAAAGCUUCAGCUCAGGAAAAAGGUACAGCAUCAAAAUCAGAGCAACAGAUGCAGGCUUCUGUUUAGUAAGCCCAAACUGGGGAGAGUGGAGCACACCUGUGGAGUUUGGAACACAACAGUUCACAUCCACUUCAUCAUAUAUGCUGUUUCUGAUACCAGGGCUGGCAGUAGGUCUCAUACUUUUCCUCUGCAUGACAGUAAGGGCUUAUUUGAAAAAAACAUCUGCUAGAGUACCACAGCCAAGAGACCCAUUCCGUGAGCUCUCCCCAGUGGACUUACAGACAGAAGAUAUGAAUCUAUUAAAAAAACAAGGAGCUGAAGAAAUAAUGGAUAUUGAAGAAGUGAUGGAAUCCAAGUGAAAUGAGCAACUUGAUUCUUUUCAAGCUCAUAUACCUUGUUGGCAAAAAUUAACAGAUUUUCAUAUUCUGUCACUCCUGGAAGCAGGAAGAGCAUUGACUGUAGAGACAAUUGCCCAAAAUCUAUAUAAAUAUAAAAUAUAAU